AUGGCUCAGCACUGGGAGUGGGUUCUGAAGACCGCUCAAGAUUUGCAUAAACGCACUCAGAGUCUCAGUGUAGCUGAUAGGGUGUUGUUGUCUGAUGCGUUUGAGUCUGGGGUGAGCGGCGUCCGAAUCCCAGAUGGACAAGCCGUGCACGAGAACAAGCUGUUGUUGACACUCAUGAAUGUGUUGCCAAGCGACAUUAAGCGACCGUUAUUGGAGGGAAGGCCAAACUCUUCACCCUCAAGUGUGGAGCUUCUGCAUCAGACAUACGAGUGGUUUAGUCCGGGGGGUAAAGAAGAUUGUCGUUCACUCCUUGAUUUCGUUCGGAGACCAGGCAGCAACUCAUCUAGUGUCAGUGGGUGUCGGGCGCAUCUGCGGUUGUGGAGGACGGCCAGGUCGAGACUGAAUCGUCUUGGGAUGUCGCAACCGCCGGCUACGGAGCUUCUGAUUGCCCUUGAGGAAGUUCUAGCGCCAAUGGAGCGCAAGUUUGAGACACUUCGUUUUGCUCUUCAAAAUGCUCGCUUGUCGCACGGUGUCCGACAGCCAACUGCGUCCGGGAUUGCUGAGUUUGAAAAGCUUGCAGAACAAGAGUUGUUACUGCUAGAUCAGGAUGAGCGGGUUAGAGUGGCAUCUUCCACCGAUGUCCGGGUGGCUUCAGCGGCUGACGCAGUCAAGGUCAAACCAUGCCACUUCUUCAACAAGCCUGGCGGGUGCAAUCGCAAUCCUUGUCCAUUUGCGCAUAUCCCACGGGAGAAGUCCACGCCUGACAAGCCAUCACCAAAGCCUAAACCAAAGCCAAAGCCUAAAGCAAAGCCAAAGCCCAGCCCAAAAAGGGAAGACGGCCAGCACCCUAAUGCCAAACCUAAGGCAGAUCCAAAGGCCAAAGCUAAAGCAGCAGCAGCCAAGGCCGACAAGCCGGUUGUAGAGAUCAUCACGUCAAUGAUGCAAGUGUCGCCUGAAGCAGCAACGGCUAUCAAUGCACUUGGUCCUGAUAACGGUUCAGGGGGUUUGCCGUGGGUGUUAGUUGACUCCGGUGCAAAUCAGAUUCUUCGUCCUUGGAAUGAGCAAGCGGAGAAAGAUCUGGAAGGUGCGGCGCCUCUCUUGGUGACUCUGGCUAGUGGAGAGCAGAGGCAAGGCUGGAGAACAGUCGAAGGUGAAGUGAUGUUGCCAAAGCAAUCGGGCAAUGAUCAUCAGCAUCACCCGUGGAUCUUGCCGGUCACUCGGUUGGUUAAGGAUCUUGGCUAUCAAGUAGUAUGGUCAGAAUCAGGAGCCGAGUUGAUAUCACCCCACGGAAAGCACAUUCAGUGUCACUCGUAUCAUGAUUUGCCUUACAUCAGGUGGAAAGAUUUCAUCCCGAUUCGCAGACAGCUUGCUCACAAGUACCGCUCACGGAAUGCCACAGUGAAUCAAGCAGAUGCGAGCUCUCCUUGUGAGUGCGACUCUGUAGAUGCAGAAUGCGUUCUGCAAGAUGCUUCUCUGUGGUUAGGGGACUGCGAGUCAAGCAUCGCUUCCGUCCGCAAAGUCCAAAUGCAGGCGGUUGAAAGCCUGGCAAGAACUCUUCUGCCCCAGUGUGAGGUCUCAAAGCCAUCUGAGCUUGGAGAUUUCUUGGAAAUGGUGCUUCGCGAAUUGCCCUACAAGUCGCGUCAUGUUCGUCGCGAUGCUACAGUGCUUGACGGGGGUAGGUGCAACAGCAUUGUGUUUGGGUUGUAUCAGCAUGGAGGCUUCAUCGGCCUCACAACGGCCACGUAUCAACUGCCAGAAACAGCCGAAUUCAUCAAUGCUGUUCUCGCACGACAACUGCCUGAAAACGCUCGUUGGACUUCGGUUCAGAUUGGGAUGAACACCAGGGCCAGCCCGCAUCGAGACACUCGCAACACCGGUCCCUCAUACCUCAGAUCGUUUGGUGAGUUCAGCGGGGGAAGACUGUGGGUUCAAGAUUCGGGAGGUGAUGUCGAUGCAGUGAUUCAUGGAGUGUCAAUGACAGGAAGCAUGCAUUCUACAUAUGGUCAUUGGUUGAAGUUGGAUGCCAAGGGACUGUACCAUGCUGUGGAGCAAUUUGUGGGCACACGUGUAUCAGUCAGCGUGUACGUGACAGGAUCGGGUAAACUCGUGACAUCUGAGAUGGGACAGGUCCUGGAACGCUUGAAAUUCCGAGUCCCAGAGACCCAUGCAGGAAGUCACAAUCCCUCACGCGUGGCCACAGUGCAGGACGUCGUUCAGACAGCCCCAGAAGUCACGCGCAUAGCAUUCAGUCUGAUUUUUCCAAGUCAAGUGCCCUGUUCCCAGAUCUGCAAAUCAGCUGUCCCGCUUGAGGAGGAGCCACCUGUCAAGAUCUGCUUCGGGCCAUUGGCCGGACCUUCAGGACAGAAGGAUGAGCAUGCACGAUGCGGACACACUCCAGCCCGCCCAGACUGCGAAGCAUGCCAAGAGUCGCUUGGGUUACGACGUAUGCACCGUAAGGUCAGCAUUGAUACAAGGACAACGGCAGUGCUUAGUUUGGACGUCACUGGACCACAUCCCAAAGCGCUGGAAACCGAAGCUACAUAUGCGCUCGUUGCUGUGGCAGCUUUGAGUGACGGACUGAACCUCGUCUACGUAGUCCCCUUGAAAGACAAGACGUCGUUGAGCGUGUUGCCGGGCACGAUGAAAGUCUUGUCAAUGCUGAGAUCACUUUACGGUGGAUUUCUGCCCAUUGCACAGAUACAUUCAGAUUGUGAGGGCGAAUUCUUGAGCACAGCUUUUCGUCGGGCAAUGCUAGACGCAGGUCUCAAACAGACUACGACACAGCCGGGGGAUCCCAGCCAGAACGGACGAACAGAAAGGUAUAUUGGUUUGACCAAGACCCGGACAAUCGCCAUGCUACAGGAAGGCAGACUGCCGCUUACUUUGUGGUCACAUGUGAUGGUGCAUGCAGCCUUCCUUCUUCGCCAGUCUGCGCUAAGCCGCGACAUUCCGGCUAAGUAUCCUGCACCAGGUGAUUGUGUUCUCGUUCCGGCAAAGAGCGAAGCAGUUCGUGAAGGUGGGGAUUUCAUUCCCAAGGUGAGGUAUGGAGUGUUUCUCGGGGUUGACGAGUCAAUUCCCGAUGGAGCUGUGGUCGCAGUCCGUGAAGGUUCGCACACCUCUUUCCUGCAUGUGUCUGGUCCAAAGAAGUGGCGUUCACCUGGGAUAAAGCGUUGGCGAAUGCAUGCACAUCCCAACGAUGGCUCAAAGGCUGUCUGGAUUUCCAGCGAGGGAGAUGUGGUGUGGACAGCCCCACACCGUGAAACCAUUUUGUCGUUUGAGGAGCGCAGGCCAGCUGACAGUACAAGUGAUGUGGGCGACUAUGUCCGGAAAGGUUUUCCCGGCUGGGACGCUCAACGACACUACAACCUGUUCACACACUCUUGUGAGUCGCCUGAUGAGCAUGGUGAGGUCACGGAUGUGCCGCAGGGUGGCGUCGAGGUAUCAUGGUUCGAAAUUGCUGGAUUCCAGGCUGGAUUGGUCAAGGAAGCUGCGAACGGGGAUGAUGUUUGGAAAGUGUGCGGUGAUUAUCUUGUCCGUAGGCAUCUCACACCGAGGGUUGGGAUGUUUGUCCCAGUUGAGGACGACAUGUGUCCUUCUCCGAACACAACCUUAUGUCCACCGAGGGUGACGGUUGUGUUAACUGAGGAGGGCCAGAGGCAAGUACUGUUUGACAGAUGGGUGGAAGGAGUGCCGGAUAGGCCAGCCUACUCAGAUCACCGCAAGUGGCGAGGUGUCACGUUAUUCCGCAUCAUCAAAUCAGAAGCACCCAGGACAGAGGUCGCUGAGGGAGCUGAGGCGGUCCCCGCAGCCAUGGUGCAGGCAUUUCAACCUCAAGAACCAAAGUCCAAAGACAGAUACUGGCUCCCCGAUCCCGACGCGCAGGUGCAAAUGCAUCGCAUGGACCAGGUAGCGGAGUGUUUGGAAACAGAUGCUCUUGUGAACGUUUCUGUUGAUCCGCGGGAAGCUGAGAGGGCUGAUGAGUCGGAAAGGGCUCGCUGGGAAGAUGGUAUACGUCAAGAGCUUGGGAAUCUGGACGCAAUGGAGGUCAUGGAGCGAGUGACUGAAGAGGAUCUGAGAAAGCGGAGGGCAAAUGGCGAAAAAAUCCCCAGGCCUUUGCCCAGCAAACUGGUCCUAGUCAAGAAGCCCCAGCCGGAAGCUGCAGAGGGUGAGGGAGGCUACAAGUACAAAGCCAGAAUCGUGGUUUGUGGAAACAUGCAGGCCGAAGCUGCAAAAGAAAUCGGCAAUCGCAGCGAGGUUCCUGAUGCUUUCUUCACUCGAUGCUUGUUCACACUGGCGUUGCUGAGGUGGUUCAGCUUCACCAUCCUCGAUGUUAAUGCUGCCUUCUUAUACGCUGGUCUCCCAGAAGGUGACCCAGCUAUAGUGGUUGCGCCGCCGGCGCUUCUCCGACGUUGGAAGCUCGCAGGUCAAACAGAGAUGUGGGUGCUGAAGAAAGCCCUAUAUGGGCUCAGGGCUUCGCCGCGCCAGUGGGCAAGGGAACGCAACAACACCGUGCGCAACAAGAAAAUCAGGUUGUCCGAUGUCGAGGUUGCAAUGUUUGCGCCCGCAGACGUUCAUGAACACGUGUGGGUCCUCAAGUCCACAAAGCGAGGGAUUGUCGCGUAUGCUUUGUUUUACGUGGAUGACAUUUUGGUUGCAGCUCAGGCCGAUGUGUUGCAUCUUGUCAGAAGGGCCAUCAAGGAAUGGUGGAAGGUGAAAGAUCAAGGCACACUCAUCAAUCCGAAGGAUCCCAUGUAUCAGCAUGACUUGCACGACGAGUUGAAUCCUCAAGCCGAGCUAGGGUUUUUGGGGAUGAGGCUUUCCUUUGUAGGGGAGUUUUUGGCAUGUCACCAAAUUCCUUACCUCAAGAGUUGUCUUGGGGAGCGCAAGUUUGGCGACAUAAAAGGUUCGCAAAGUUUGCCAGCUGUCACAGAAGGAGGCGAGCCUGAGUUCGAGGAUCGCAACUGUGACAGAUAUCGGGAGCUUGUGAGAGCAUGCCAGAAAGAGGUUGGAGCGUUGCUGUGGGCGUCACAGCGCUCACGCCCGGACAUCGCUGCAGUGAUAGGGGUGUUAGGCUCGCAAUUGGUCGUUCAACCAACUAAGGUUUUGGGGUGGUGCCAUCAGGUUUGGAGAUAUUUGGCUAACACUGUCGAAAUCAAGUUGAUGUUUCGCCAGAGUGAUGCAAGUGCGAUUUCCCUGAGCGUGUCUGCCGAUGCUAGCUUCGCAGCAGGCGGUGAUAGAAGCCGCAGCGGAGUGGCAGCCCUAUUAUGCGGCCAGCUCGUGCAGUGGUCGUCGGUUCGUCAGAGUCUCGCAGCUGCGAGCGCAGUGGAAGCCGAAAUCCAAGCCGCCGGACUGGGAUCGGUGACAGCAAUAGCCGUGCUGAACCUUGUUCGAGGGCUGCUGGAUGAAGGCUCGGUGAUUGAAACCGAGCUUUUGUCUGACAACACAGGAUGCAUAGCAAACAUAACGCAUGCAGUGACAUCGUGGAGGAAUCGUCACUACUGCGUGAAGGCAGCUGCUUUGAGAGACCAGCUUCAGGAACACAGCAUUGCUUUGCGCUAUUGUUCGGGCAAGCUGAUCUUAGCAGAUGCUCUAACAAAGAUUUUGGGAAGACAAGCCCUAGAGAUCGCACGGGCCGCGUUGAGACUAGCUUGA
This is a messenger RNA of Symbiodinium natans, 5652 nucleotides long. Lineage: Eukaryota; Dinophyceae; Suessiales; Symbiodiniaceae. The record is from the annotation of a GenBank genome assembly.